AUGGCCCCCGGAUCAGUGAUGGUGAUGAUGGGACUGUUGAUGAUGGGUGUAACCGCGGGACGUUCUCCGAUGCUGCCACUGGGCAAGGAAGCUCCACGGACACUGCAGAUGAUCGGGGCGGCCAGCCCUCGGAUGCUGCACCGGAUCAGUGCGGAUCUGAAGCCGGACGCCUCGCAAGUGGUCCACAUCCAGGUGCCGUACUACAUCGAGCGACCGAAGCGGACGAAGAAGAAGUUCCAACCGUGGCCGUUGCGUGGCCAGCGAUUCGCCUCGCUGCCCUCCUUCCCGAAGUCGCUCCCGAGCGCCCCGAUAUCCUUCGGGCUGCACACGGAGAGUGCGUUCAAGCAACACUUGGGAGUGAACCCGGGACCGUACGAUACCCCGUUCGUACCGGUCAUGAAGCCAAGCCCCGUGAACCCACUGCACCGGGAGCCUCCGCCCGAGAUCAUGUUCGAACCGAUCAGUAUCCUGCCGCUGGAGACACCGUCCUUCGACACGCUGCGGAACCACGUGAACUUCCUCAAACACAAACAGGCGGCGUUCUUCGAGGGACGGGGCCGUGAGUUUGGAUUCGGUGGCGGGGAGGGCACCCCACCGGCACCCAUCCCGGACGAGCUCGAUUACUUCGGGGAACACGAGCGACAGCUGGGCGAAGUCCAUAAGGGUGAUGCCGGUGGAUCGGCAGACGCUGGCGAACAGAACACCCUGUCGGAGGACGACUUUGGUCAGAACGACCGGAAGUACGAUCGGCGCGGUGUUCCGGUCGGACGGGAGAGUGACGACGAGUCCUCGGCGGAGGACGAUUUCUACGACACCGAGGAGCGCCAGCAGCAACCGUACGCUCCGGACGAAGAUUUCGAAGAUUCGCGUGAAGAAUCGGACCGAGCGGCGGCGUUCGAGCCGAAGAAGGUGUACACGCAGGUGCGCCAUCAGGAGACCACACGUCACGUCCGGCCAGCAGAUCCGGAUGACGGUGACGGGGAUGACGAGGACAACGACGAGGACCAGAGUGAUCGAGAAGAACGCACCGCCGAUGAGGAAUCGGAUGAACCGGACUCGGAGAACGAGGAGGCGAGGCCGAUCCGGGAGCGGGUUAAGGAGGCACGCAAAAACAUCGUCUACAGCGAGCAGGGCCACCAGGCGUCCAAGUUCGACCACGGUUCGGCCGAAUCUUACGGACAGUUCGAGCAGCAGAAACAGGACGCAGGACCGGCAAGGCGCAAGCGGAAGCGACCGCGCAUCAAACGAUCCGUGGAAGAGUCGGCAAAUGCAGCCGCAGCGACAUCCGGGGAGAUGGAUGAAGUCGCAAUUAUACUGCUGACCGGCAACGAGUCACUGCCGCUGGCGGAAGCCCUGACCGAUCCGCGGGAGCUACACGGUGACGAGCUGAUCCGGUUCCUGGACGAGGCGAUCGCCAACACGACCCAGUACCUACCGGAGGCGCACCUCGACAACCCGGAGGUCAUUAACAUAGUCGCUCCGCCCAGCAACGUGGUGAAGUUUCCGUACUACAACCGGCCGGUGAGCGAGAUCGACGUGGACUCGGCGCUCCGCUACGCCGAGAACCUGACCACGUUCAGUGGCGGCGGGCCGUACGGGAACCGGGGCGACGUGGAGUGCAACGAGGUGGACGUGAACAUUGCCGACGAACCGGAGCCCACGGGGCCGGAUGGUGAUGGUGAAGGGGAUGGCUUUCGGCCGAUCAAGCGGCUCCAGGGACUGGGCGGCAAGAUCGAGUGCCUGAAGGUGCGCCAUUUCGGGCAGGAACCCCUGGACAAUCCACUGUUUCGGGAGGAGUUUGUGGGAGGGUGGCCACGCAAGAGUCUGAGGCCAGCGGGGCCGCAAACUCCCGGGGUGCCAUCCCGACAACCCAAUCCGGCCGUGGCUGUCUACAACGAUGUGAUACGGCACAUCAAGAAGCACCUGGCGAGUCAGCAGCAGCGCAAGAAGAACGCCAAACCGGACGAACCGGAUACGCUCAUGAUUGCGGUCCCGCGUGUCCUGCGGCUACCGGCGGCCGAGGCAGCCCAGGAAGCGACACAGGCAGCGGUGGGAGUGAAGCCGGCCCACAAGCGGGAAGCGAAGAUACUGGCCUUCCCGCAGGCGAACCCCACGGGCAUCCUUUCGAACCACGUCAGCAUCCCGAUCUUCGACAUCAGCAAGUACUUCCCGCGGUUCAUGAUGCGCGCCAACGACGACCUGUACGCGGACGAACCGGACACCAAGGUCCGGCAGGGUCGCCUCAGCACCCCAAAGCCACGCACCCCCACGAAAGCGACCCACCUGCGAACACUCGUGCGGACCGCGGAACAGCUCGCGGAGGGCGCCGUCGAGGUGGAGGAGAGUGUCGAGCGGCAACGGGCGACAACGGGGCAGCCCGGACGGGACGACAUUGCGGAUGCGUUCGACGAUGUGAUAGGCAAACCGCUGAGUGCCACGCUGAAGCCACUGCCACCACUCAAACCGUACGAUGUGGUGGAAGACACGCGCGACACAGGACCCGAGCCGACCUACAACAAGUCUGGGCCACCGUACUCGGCACUCGCGCUGGAGCCACCGGUCGCCCAGAGCAUCCUGAGCCAACGGCUGGAACCCGUCAAGCGCAACCAGCUCGACUUCCUGAAGGCGAAACGGUCGGCCAAGAAACCCACGACGGCCACGGUCCACAAGCGACCCCGACCGGGACUGACCCGCAAGAAGGUCCUGGUGUUCUACCAUCGAUGA
Anopheles bellator is the source of this 2724-nucleotide messenger RNA. RefSeq lists its product as uncharacterized. The record is from RefSeq and is a predicted model, not a curated record. Lineage: Eukaryota; Metazoa; Arthropoda; Insecta; Diptera; Culicidae. The transcript has a single exon. Bases 1 to 2724 code for a protein of 907 amino acids.